Miscanthus lutarioriparius is the source of this 2049-nucleotide messenger RNA. The record is from the annotation of a GenBank genome assembly. Lineage: Eukaryota; Viridiplantae; Streptophyta; Magnoliopsida; Poales; Poaceae.
AUGCCGACCCCUAAGCAGCGGCUCCCCUACUCCACCUCAGGCGAGGGCGGAGGAGGGAGGCGCGCCGCCUCCGGCUCCGCCGCGCUGCCCCCCGUGGUGGUCCUCGUGUUCCUCUUCGUGGUCGCGCCUUCUCUCUUCUUCGUCGUGCGCAAUGGCGGUCGCGGCCACGUCCACGUAGCCUCCGAUCCCAAGGGCAAGAUUGGCGAUCAGGAAGCAGCAGCAAUGAAGAACCUCAAAUCUAUUUUGCCUAAGGAGGUGUUUGAUGCUAUAACUGCUAGUCAACAAGAGUCAGGCACAUUGAGUCUUGAUUUUUUUAGGAAUCGUGCAUCUCCCUCUUGGAAAACUGAUGAUCUAGUCAUUGAGAAGAGCAUGGAUGUUGAUGGCAAGGCUAAAGCUGAAAACAGUUUGCCAGAACAUGAUCUACCAACAAAUAGAUCACCCAAAGAUCCAGAUGAACAUCAAGUUGACAAAGCAGCGAAAGUAGCUCGAAGGAAACUUAGGGAGAAAAGACGUGAGAAGAGAGCAAUGGAUUUGGUUCAUAAAGAUGAUGAAGCGCGCGUUAAGCUGGAGAAUGCCGCUAUUGAGCGAUCAAAAGCUGUCGAUUCUGCUGUGCUUGGAAAAUACAGCAUAUGGCGAAAAGAGAAUGAGAAUGAGAAUUCAGACUCUACAGUUAGGCUUAUGAGGGACCAAAUUAUUAUGGCUCGUGUCUAUUCUGCGCUUGCUAAAUCAAAGAACAAGAACGAUCUAUAUCAAAAACUGCAGACCCGAAUCAAGGAAAGCCAGUGGGCUGUUGGAGAGGCUUCUGCUGAUGCUGACCUGCACCACAGCGCGCCUGAGAAAAUCAGAGCAAUGGGUCAAGUUUUAUCAAAGGCUAGAGAAGAAGUUUAUGAUUGUAUGGCAAUCACUCAGAGACUAAGGGCUAUGCUUCAGUCAGCAGAUGAACAGGUCAGGAGCUUGAAGAAGCAGAGUACAUUUCUUAGCCAGUUGGCUGCAAAGACAAUUCCAAACAGCAUUCACUGCUUGUCUAUGCGUUUGACAAUUGAUUACUAUCUCCUCCCCCUUGAGGAACGGAAAUUCCCAAGGAGUGAAAAUUUAGAAAACCCAAAUCUCUAUCACUAUGCACUUUUCUCAGAUAAUGUCUUGGCAGCCUCGGUUGUUGUGAACUCAACCAUCAUGAAUGCUAAGGAACCGGAGAAACAUGUUUUCCAUCUUGUGACUGACAAGUUAAACUUUGGAGCCAUGAACAUGUGGUUUCUGCUGAACCCACCCGGCAAGGCCACUAUCCAUGUUGAGAAUGUGGACGAAUUUAAGUGGUUGAACUCAUCAUACUGUCCUGUGUUACGGCAACUUGAGUCUGCUGCCAUGAAAGAGUACUAUUUCAAAGCUGAUCAUCCCACCACUCUCUCAGCAGGUUCUUCAAACCUAAAGUACCGGAACCCCAAGUACCUCUCUAUGCUGAACCACUUGAGGUUCUAUCUCCCAGAGGUCUAUCCAAAGUUGGAUAAGAUACUCUUCCUCGAUGAUGACAUAGUUGUGCAGAAAGAUUUGACACGGUUGUGGGAUGUUGAUCUUAACGGAAAGGUCAAUGGUGCUGUGGAAACCUGUGGGGAGAGUUUCCACCGCUUUGACAAGUAUCUUAAUUUUUCAAAUCCACACAUUGCUCGGAACUUUGAUCCAAAUGCAUGUGGCUGGGCUUAUGGGAUGAACAUUUUUGAUCUGAAGGAGUGGAAGAAGAAAGAUAUUACUGGGAUCUACCACAAAUGGCAAAAUAUGAAUGAAGACAGAGUUCUUUGGAAGCUUGGGACACUUCCGCCUGGCCUCUUGACCUUCUACAAGUUGAUGCACCCACUGGACAAGUCAUGGCAUGUUCUUGGAUUAGGAUACAACCCAAGCAUAGACCGUUCAGAGAUAGACAGUGCUGCUGUGGUUCAUUACAAUGGAAACAUGAAGCCAUGGUUGGAGCUAGCAAUGACCAAGUACCGACCAUAUUGGACCAAGUAUAUCAAGUAUGAUCACCCUUACAUCCGUGGAUGCAACUUGAGUGAGUAG